GCUUUCAAAACGUAAACAUUGAAUUUAUGAAGAUAUUACAUUCAGAUCAAAAUGAUGCCUGUUAGAUUCAAAGGAAAAUCUGAAUAUGAUACUCAUUAUAAGUGGGUUGAAUCAUAUCGUGGGAAAAACUUUAAACCAUCAUUAGAACAAGCUGCACCUCAAGCUGGAGGAACUUCAGAAUAUAAAGAGCAAUAUAAACCAUUUGACAACAUGCUUGUGGAAAUGAAUGGAAAAACUCACAAUACAGCUCUUGAUAUUCCUCAACAAAAAGGAAUGGAGCCAUCAAUUCAACAGAAGAAGAGAGUAGAAGGACCCACAACUUCAAUGUCGUGUGAUUUUUUCCAACGUCCUCCACCAGAAGAAUACAUUGUUCUUGGUGGUCAAGAUAAAUUCUCAACUAACAAUGUUAAAUAUGUUCCCAAGAAACGACUUGUGAUGGAUAACGUGAAUCGAAGUGAGGCUAAUAGCCAUUUUAUUCAGCCUCAACCUGACGAGCCAAUCAGAUCUAUGGAUUUUCAUUUAAAGAAAGACAAAGAGAUCCAAGUAGAAACAUUGAAACCUGCAAAAUCUCCACCAAAAGUGAAUACCAGACAAUUUACAGACCCCCUUACACCAUUAGCUCCUAGAGAACCAAAAUAUCCUACAGAAACCCACGCUACACAGACGCUGAAUCAAGAACCACAACUCCAGCACAAACAAAAAUCUCAUCUGAAUAAAAAUGGUCUGGAGAAAUCUUCGAGCCAUCAUGACACACAUCAUGCACACCAGCAAAACCAGGAGAGACAAAACAUACCCAAAACACACAAAACCAAGAUGGCCGCCAGAAAAAAUCCAGAAGAAAUUAGGUAUAAAGCUGGAUUAAAGGAUAAGAAUAUUCAAGAUGUUUUAGAAAAUAAGAAAUUUCCCAAUAAAAUGAAUGAAUUUACUCAGGCAAAUAUAAAGAAAGGAAUUCUAGAUUCUGCUCCUGAAGCAACUGCUGACUAUUCAUUACAAUAUAAAGCUGGUGUAGCACCCCUACGUAAAGGCAGGAAAUGGUCUGAAUACCAGAAAGAAUUCGAUUGGAAAAACAGAGUUGAAUCCUCACCACUGAUAGCUGCUGAUCAGGUUGUACAUAAAAGUAAUACAGUUCUAGUGGCACCAAAACAAAUACCUAAACCCAGGGCUAGUGAGUAUAAAUCUCAAUUUAAAGCAUGGAAAGUUAAACCAGUACCUGUAGGAAGAAAAGAUGUUAAUGAAGAACCUGAAAUUAAGAAAGCUAAGAUAAAAAGAAAUAAAAGUAUGGGAGCUAUUGAUAGAAAAGUUCAAGUUGAUAAAGAAAAUAUAGAGGCUGGGGAAGUUAUCAAAUCUACUCAUGGAAAACUCAGAAAACGAGAAUCAGAAUAUGAUGCUAAUUUUAAGGCACCACAAGAGUUCCAGUAUAUGAAUGGAGCCUGGCAUGGUGCCAACCCUCCACAACUUUAUACUUCUAUCAAGCCUGUCAGACAAGUUUGUUGCUCAGUAAAAUUGUGGAGUAAAUUUGCUGUAAGACCAAAGCCUGUAAAGAAGAGCAAAGAAAAGAAAGCACUGGUGGAGGCUGAAGAUAUUCAACCAGAGCAGACUAAUUGGUACACAGAAGUCUUAGAACUGAGGCAGAAAGCUGAUGAAUACAGAAAACGUGGACAAGGCUCCCAUUUCUCACGAGCUCAUUUAGCUCAAUUACUGGCCAGACAGACUGAAUUGUGGGAUUGUGAAACAUGUAGUACAACUGAAGCCAGUACCAUCUCAGCAUUGUCAUUGGAAACAGGGUCAUCACCUGCUGGUCUGGCUGAAAGACCACCUCAAAGACCACCACGGCUAGAGUUGAAUGAAAAGAAUUUAGAAAGAAAGAGUAGAAUUCAGGACAGAAAAUUGAAGAAAUUUAGUGAUCUUGAUUCUACUAAAGCCACAAUAGCUGAAACUCCAGCCCCUUCUGUAAAUGGUGGAAAUGAGCGCCGUACAUAUAAACCUAGAUAUACUCAGGAUUCUAGAGGUCGAACACGUCAAGUUAAAACAGCAUGGCAGUAUGAUGAACCUGAAGAAAUUUAUAAUGGAGAUAGUGCUGAAGUCGAUGAAGAAGUUGAAACACCUGUUGAUGAAGACUACAGUAAUAAUAACUAUCGUAGAGGGGGGAGACUACCAACUCCACACUUACAGAAACAAGAUCGUCCAGUCUCUCGCCAUCAUUUUGAUUUAACAACACCAUCAGUAGGGGGCGCUCUAUUAUCUUCGCCACCUAGUGUCAGAAGUCUACCUGCUAAAACUAGGCUAUCUCGAACCCAACCAAUUCCUCCUUAUGAUCAAGAUUUAAAUGAAGAUGACGAAGAAGAAGCAAGAAUGAUUGGAAAGACGUACAAUUUGAUUAAAAAUACACCAAAACCAACGUAUGGCCUUCCUUCGAGAGAUACUCAUUAUUUAUUGGACGAGGAGGCAUCAACUGAUAGACCAAUGAGAACACAGUUUUUACAAACUGAAGUCUUUGAUGAUGGCGAUACAGAAAGUACAGUCACAGAAGGUGAGAUCCAGACCACACAACCUAAAAUUGUUGAUGAACCUAGGUAUAAAAGACAAAGCCCGUCAGCACCGGCCAUGGAUCCUAUAUAUGAAAAUUUUGGUCAGACCUACAAUAAGGCUUAUGUUCCUCCAAUCUACUCAUAUAAUGAUGUAGAGAAUUACUAUCGAGAUGAUGAUGACAAUGAAAGUGUUCUAUCGUUAUCAGUCAGGUCUAUAGCCUCGAGCUGUUCUUACGCCUCGGAAAUACUGGAACGUUCCAAAGAUAGGCGUGAUAACUUCUGGAAUAACAACACACGGGUACCAACUAAAUAGAUCUCUAAUCAUCUUCCACCAAAAUCAGGUCCAGAUCCCUCAACCAAAUAGAUGUGGGGUUUCAAGCUCAAAUCUAAAUCUGUAAUUUAUUUAUAUCCCCAAAUUGUAAUUUCUGUUGGGGAUGUUGUUAAUGAAUCACAUGUGUGUUUAACCUUCUUGAACACCUUCUGUCACUCUGCAACUUGGUUUCUC
Messenger RNA from Lottia gigantea (owl limpet), 3033 nucleotides. RefSeq lists its product as hypothetical. The transcript is spliced from 18 exons. The record is from RefSeq and is a predicted model, not a curated record. Gene Ontology annotation, biological process: negative regulation of centriole replication. Bases 52 to 2841 code for a protein of 929 amino acids. Gene Ontology annotation, molecular function: microtubule binding. Lineage: Eukaryota; Metazoa; Mollusca; Gastropoda; Lottiidae.